This is a messenger RNA of Acaulospora morrowiae, 986 nucleotides long. The record is from the annotation of a GenBank genome assembly. Lineage: Eukaryota; Fungi; Glomeromycota; Glomeromycetes; Diversisporales; Acaulosporaceae.
ACCUUGAACGCAAAACCCUUUCGUGUUCAAAUGCCAUCAAGUCACCUGACGCUAACUCUAACGUCUCACAUAUUCAAAAGUCUUAUGGUGCAAUUAACCAUUACAACAGCGAUUCUGAAGAUAGCCAUUAUUCCGAUCUAUCUAAACAACCCUUCGAUCGUAGCGGUAACCCGAAAAUGAAAGGCAAUUCGAGAGACGCUGAAGAGGAAUUUUUGGAAGACAUGAGUGUGGCAAGUUUGACAAAUGAUCUAGAGGUUAAAAGCGAUGAACAAAAAAUUGUUUCUACAUUUAAUAUUCCGUCCGCCGCGUGGACUUCCAUCGUCAGCUACGCUAUUCUAUCUUUUCACGCGAUUUUCAUGGAAGAAAUUUACACACUUUACACAGUUACUGCAGUUCAAUUUGGUGGUCUUGGGUUUCAUGCUACUAAGUUGGCUCUAUCAUUGACUAUUAUGGGAGGUGUUCAGCUUACCUCUCAGUUCAUAAUCUUUCCCUGGAUCACGUGCAGAGUCAAUAUGUUGAAAUUAUACCAUAUUUGCUGGUUUACCUAUAUUCCUGUCUAUUUGUUAUUCCCAUUGAUCAAUAAGCUUGAAAUAUAUUUGUCUAAAAACGAGGUAAAAUGGAGUGAAACGAUAGUUUGGUAUUCUCUAUUACCCGUUCUGACCGUUAGGUAUUUUCUGGGUGUUUGCACAUUUACGCCGGUCAUGAUAUUCAUCAACAAUUCUACAAGCUCCGAUACAUUGGGAACUGUUAAUGGAAUUGGUCAAACCUUGGCGUCUUUUGUCCGUUCUAUUGGUCCUGCAUUUGGUGGAUUCUUAUGGUCUUGGUCAUUGACCAAUAAUCGAAAUUUUCCUUUUGAUAAUUUUUUUGUGUUCAUUGUAUUAUCCAUCGCUGCAUUUAUUGGUUGGCUUCAUAGCCUUUCAUUACCUCGGGAUGUAAACAAAUCUGAUAAUUUAGAUGACGACGAAGUAAUUCUGUUGGGUGAGUGA